GAGGAGCUGGGUGAUGCAGAUAACAUGAAGGACGGGUGCUCGGCUCCUGGAGGAUCGCAGCAGGUGCGUUAAGGUUUAUUCUGCGCCGCGCGGAGACAGGACAGGCUGCGCUAAACCAUCAUGUCCACCGCAUCCCAUCAGUUCUCCGCCGACACGGAUGCCCUGAUACUAAAUCAACAUGACAUGAGAGCCUUAAAGUUCCUUCAAGAUGACCAGAACGCAUCCCCCUGAUAUACUGGCAUCAAAUCUGUACCGGAACUUCACACUGAGCGACACUACUGGUCACUCCGUUUCUCUUCAUUCCUCAAAGCAAUGUGACUUGAAAAUGCUUGAUAAAUCAGAGAUAAUUAACAAGAGACACUGUCGCAGUUUUGACUUCAUUGAGUCACUUGAUGAUCCACAGUCAUUCUCCUCCUCGAUGGAGCAACACUACAACAGACCUGAACAGCAGACAUUGAAUAAAGAUCUCUGGAAUGCACUGGAUCAGCCGGGCCAUCUUCGAUUUUCAUCUCCAGAUCUUUUCAAUACCAAGCAGUUCCAGCAGCAAACUACUGAAGACAAAACCAGCUAUCUUACAUGGUCAGACUCCAAAAGGAGAUCAAGAUCUAAAAGUGCCCCGAGAUUAAAGACUACCCUCACCCCUGUCCCAAUCUCUGUGUCUCCACCACAGGCCAGGGGUGGAAGGGAUGAAUCUCAGGCUGUUUCAGAUUCCAUGAGGACAGCUGAAACCCACCGAGAACCCACCAGCAGGCCUUUCUUGAACGAGGUGCAUCCUAUUAAACUGCAACCCCACACCCCCCUCUACGUCUCAGACUGUUUUGAACAUGAUAAAGCAGAAAAACCAGCCGUGAGCCCUCAUGUCAGGUGCCGUGUAGACAUCAAACCAGAUGCUGCUGUACUAGAGCACACAUCGAGACAGAUUCCCAAUACACAUGGUGAACAUCUUUGGCAAAGGUAUUCCCAGGCUAGUAGCAGGUCUGGACUCUAUGUCCCACGGCACAUUGCCUCAUCUCCAACACCAACUCCAAGCGAAUGCUACAGUGGAGAUUUUAGACAAGGAUAUCUCUAUACCACCAGCAUAUCUCCUAUUUCCUACCAGCAUUUAGACACACACAGGAUGCCAUCACCAACAACACCAUACCUGAGCCAAGAACACAGAGCGUAUUCAAAUCCUAACAUACCGACAAAGUUUUUCUAUACUGAGGAUGCUGCUCGGCAUCCCAUCCACCCCUAUGCUAGGACGUAUUUUCACGAUGAUCGAUCCAGUCUAACCAGUUUUGGUAGUACGGCGACAAGUCAAUAUGACCCAAGGACGCGAUGGGUGCACACACUUCCUGUGAGGUCAUACUACACAGACCACCUUACCAACCGAGAGGCAGCUCACUCUGUACAUAACAGGCCUUACUCCACAAGUGAGAGAGGUUCUUAUUUUUCUCAAACUCCACUUUCUCGAGCUUAUUAUGGAGAAGAUGGACGGUUUACUCCAUACCACAUGAAUGGCUCAAGGCUUUUUUAUUCUAAACCGUUUUCCUCUCCUGAAGAGCAGUACCUUUCACACAGGCUAUAUAACACAGAGAGUUAUCGACGGCCUCGAUUGUCUCAGGCCUUUUCAGAUGAUUGGUAUCGCUCUAGUAUUUCUGGUUUCUCAAGCCACUCCUCACAGAACACACCACCAAGGGUAAGACAAGACCUUAACAUUCCCCCGUGGUUUACUAACAGCUACACAGAAGCAAGUCGACUCGGAGCAGACAUCAAAAACCACUCCAAGUCUUGGGACAAUAUCAUAUAUCCACGACAUGAACGAGAGCAAGCUGUACCACGUGGACGAAGCUAUGAGAACCUGUUUCACCAAGCAAGACAAGGGACAUCCUCUGAUAUUACAGCUAAACCGGUCAUACUUAACCUUUCAAGUUCACCAAGGCGCUAUGCUGCUCUCUCUCUGUCGGAGAACUCUUUGGAGAGGAACUCAAACAAAUCAUGGAGAAAUUCUAAGAGUGGACACUGGUUUGUUACUCCAGAGAUCACUAUAACAGACAAUGACCUAUGUUCAGGCAAUGCCAGGCGUCAUGAUGUCCAUUCUGUUCGUUGGGAUACUUCGGAUGGUGAGAAGGCAUCAACCCAGAGGCUAGUAAAUCAAAAGAAGUCACCCAACACUACAGAGAUAACCAAAGAAAAGAAACAUAACAACUUCUCCCUUCAGCAGAGUCUGGAACAACUGGAUGAACUCUUAGCUGAUUUGGUUGUUGACUACAAACCCCCAAUGAGCAAAAAAUCAAGUGAAAACCUUAUAGACCAGUUAAAACAACUGAUCACUGAGGACAAUGACAAAAACAUAGAAUCCCCUGCAUUGGAAAACUUAGAAAGCCUCAGCACUCACCUUCCAUCCUCUAAAUCUAGCCCAGAUACAUUGAAAGACCCAGACAGUGGGUGUGAUGCUUUUCAAAGAAGUGCAGAAGAAUGUUCUCCAGACCACAGCACAGAUGAAGAUGAAACAAUGGUGUGCGCUAAUAAGAAGUGCAACAGAAUUGAGAACAUGUUCAAUGCUUGCUUGUACUUCAAAUCCUGCCACAGCUGUUACACCUUUUACUGCUCAAGAAAUUGCCGCAGGGAUGACUGGGAGAUCCACAAAGAAACAUGCCUCUAUGGUCGGGUCAGCAGUGUGUGUCGGCAUACUCUUAAGUUCUGCAGAGAGAAUUCAGAGAUCCAUAAGGCCUUUUCUCGCAUUGCUAAAGCUGGCUACCUCUCCAGAGGAAGAGGUGUUCUCUUUUUGGGUUUUGCAAAUCCAGAGACUGCUGAGAACUUCCUGCAAGUUGGGCUGGAAAGCCUCCUCAUGUCUCCUACAUACUUGUCCCUUAGAGAGCUGGAUGGCUUUAAGGAUAACCUAGGUGAAUAUUGCAAGGAACUGCAGCAGGCAGGCAAUGAGUAUGACCCUGAUGAAUGUUUCCUUCUGAAUGUAUCAGUAGCUGUCGGUGAACUAGUGCCUAACAGACCUUCACCGAGGGUCCAAACACCGACAGUUCGAAAAUAUGCAAAGGUGUCUUUGGCCUCCUCCAGUCCAGACAAAAAAGUGCUCAAGAUGGAUAAUGAAAUGGAAACUCUUAUUCUCACGCCCCCUCCAGGAACACCCGACAUCGACAAAGAAGGGGAGGAGGGACGGAAAGCGAGGGAGGUGUGCUUCGUCAACAUCCAGCGUGAACUCAGGACCAGGGGAGUCUUCCUCCGUCACGAGUAUCCCAAAAUCUAUAAUCAGCUGUGUGAGUUUGUAGAGAGUAACAAAAGGUUUACUCCCACAACAAUUUACCCGAUAGAUAAACGAACAGGGAAGCAGUUCAUGUGCAUGAUCAUGGCGGCAUCUGAGCCAAGAACACUGGACUGGCUGGGGACUCCUCAUCUUUUAGACGAUAUUAUAUAGCAUAGCACUAAAUACAGCAAAUAAAUGAUGUCAGCAGCUCUUAAUGUAGAUACUGUGAAUACAUGUGGUGGUUUAGAAAAUUGGAUAUUUGUAUAUGUGUAAAUAUGCAGCUUAAUUUGCUCAUUGUCUCCCCUUCUCUGAUGUUUGUCCUUCCCGAACUCAAAGACAAAGCAAAUGCACUUUUAAAAGUUUACCUGUGUUGGCUUGUUUUGAUUAUCGUACACUAAGAGGAACUGAUAGCCUGCAUGUAGACUAGGCUUAAACCAACUUAUUCAGGUGUUUUUGAAGCUUAAAAAGACAAUAUAUCAAGCACAUAUUAUUCAGGGAGUGCACAUUCACUCGAGUAACAUUUAAGACAACCGAUACCAUAUUGCAAUGGUAACUUUAUUUUCACUACAAAAUGUUAUAUUAGAACUUUAAAUACUAUGUUGCAGAGGUUGUGAUACAACAAAUUUUUGUGUUCAAAUAUUUCCUUACUAUGGUUGCGUGGAUAUCAUUUAACAGAUUAUUUAAUAAUGUUACAUAGUCAAAAAAGUACAAUCCAGCCAUCUAAUUUUCUGCCCAUCCAACUAAGCAUUUUAUUUGGAGCUUGUCUCAUGUAAUACUAAUGCUUGAUGUCAUUCUUGUACAAAUUGCUUAGUAUGAAAGUGGCCUUUAGUUAAGUACAAAAGCAUCUGACACAGAGCAAUGUAUGGGGUAGGUAUUUCUAAAGUAUUAAGAGCUGUUUAACCAGAACUGUAAAUAGAUUACUAUUUUGCUCAAAGCAUGUCAUUUCUAUUUAAGUAUUUUAUGUUUUUGCUUAUAAGUGAAUUUAUUAUGUUGAUAGCAGUUGCUGCUUAGAAAUGUGAAAGGUAUAUUGCACAGUCUGCAAAGAAUUUUGCAUUAUUUUAACAUAUGGACCUAGAGACCUUAUUGUAACUAUUACCACCACAUUUUCUGAAUUCAAGCAUAUGCAAUAAAAGAGCAACCUUGUAAUGUAAAAUCCUAUUUUAAUAUAUAAAACCCUGAUUCCUUUAAAUUAAAAGUUGUUUGCACUACGAGAUAAGUCCUAAAAAAUGUUCCUAACAAUGCCCCAGCACUGAUCUUAGCCUGCUUUAUUGUCCUUGAUCCCUAAGCUAAGGUUGCUCUUUUACUUGAUUAUAUAUCUUUGUGCAAGAGCCCUCAAGUUUAUAUUUUGUGAUGUUUCUAAC
Cyprinodon variegatus (sheepshead minnow) is the source of this 4602-nucleotide messenger RNA. RefSeq lists its product as uncharacterized. The record is from RefSeq and is a predicted model, not a curated record. Bases 209 to 3412 code for a protein of 1067 amino acids. Gene Ontology annotation, cellular component: apical junction complex; plasma membrane. Lineage: Eukaryota; Metazoa; Chordata; Actinopteri; Cyprinodontiformes; Cyprinodontidae. The transcript is spliced from 2 exons. Gene Ontology annotation, biological process: cell-cell junction organization.